Cyclopterus lumpus (lumpfish) is the source of this 5945-nucleotide messenger RNA. RefSeq names its product La ribonucleoprotein 1, translational regulator (gene larp1). The transcript has 21 exons. Gene Ontology annotation, cellular component: cytosol; cytoplasmic stress granule. Lineage: Eukaryota; Metazoa; Chordata; Actinopteri; Perciformes; Cyclopteridae. The record is from RefSeq and is a predicted model, not a curated record. Gene Ontology annotation, molecular function: RNA cap binding. The coding region runs from base 371 to 3730 and encodes 1119 amino acids. Gene Ontology annotation, biological process: positive regulation of translation; mRNA stabilization.
ACAAGCGCGCUCCCGUCUUUAACGUGCUACUCCCCCCACCUCCCGGAACACCGUACGUGCGCGCACCCCUAUAUCGCGUGGUGGGGAUCAUCCAUAUUGCUGCUAGUGGUGGAGAUAAGGUUGUAAUCCUGCGAGGCCCUCGGACACGUUUCUUUAUUUUUAUACAUGUUUUAAUUCGCCGCCGACGUCUCCGCGUCUUCGACCGAAGAUCUUUUUGGAUCUCGGCGCGGCAGAGGAGCGGCAGAGGAGCGGCACAACUUCACGUUUCCUCGUAAAUUGAAGGCGAAUUCGGGCCCGAGGGAGGAGGAGGAGGGAGGGGGGAGAGAGAGGACUGGUAAUCCUGAAGGGGGAAGAAAGACGGCGGUGGGAAAUGGCCACUCAGGUGGAGGCUCUCCUGCCCGGCAACCCGCUGUUGAAGGCGGCGGCGGCGGCGGCGGCGGCGGCGGAGGAGGAGCAGCACGGCGAAGCGGUGCGCUGCGAGCCGGAGGAGGGCGCACGGCGUGGCGACGGUGCCAAGCGGCAGGCGGGGAGCGGCGGCGGAGGGCCGGGAGGGACCCCCGACGCACAGGAGGUGGAGGAGGAGGAGGUGCAGGAGGGCAAAGAGGGUCGUGACAGCGACGACAAGCAGAACGAGGACGGCGUUAAAGGCCGAAAGGAGUUUACCGAAGCGCCCCCGCCCAAGGUGAACCCGUGGACCAGGAAAAUGAACCCGGUGACGGUGGUCAGCGUGAACGGACAAGCGCACCACGAGUCGACCGGCCCGGCCAAGGUGGUGAGAGCCGGGAACCCACCGAAGGCCAGACGUGGAGGAAAGGUUGGAGACUUUGGCGACGCCAACAGCUGGCCAACACCCGGGGAGAUCGCGACUAAAGACAUGCAGAUCGAGGCAGUGACUCGGACCGAGUCCUGCCCGCCGACUGUCAGGCAGGUCAGAGACUCGUGGAGAUUCACUACACCGAAGAAGACGACGAUGUCGUCGUCGACGACGUCAGCGAUAACGACGACGACAACGUCGGCCAAGAAGGAGUCGAAGGAGAAGAGGGAGAUCAACGAGGAGAGCAAGGAGAACCUGAAGGCCAAGUCGGACGACUCCGGGGAGGAGAAGAACGGAGACGACGACUCCCAGAAGAACGGGCCCAAGAAAAAAGGGAACAAGCAGAAGUGGGUUCCCCUGAUGAUCGAGGUGAAGUCCGAGGGUCCCCGUGAGCGCUCGGCCUCGAGGAACAACAGCCGGCAGAACGAGAACCCCCGGCUGCCCCCCAACGCCCGGAACGACCUCAGAGACUGGCACAGCCAAAAGUACGAGCGUGAGUGGCGCGAUGACCACGACGAGGUGUCCAGCGUGAAGAGCGAGGGAGCGCCGUUCCGCGGAGGGUUCAGGGGUCGCGGACGCGGAAGAGGAAGAGGCCGGGGACGAGGCGGCAGAGGUGGCAGAGGUCACUAUGACUACCACUACGGCUACAAGUCCUACGAGGGGAAGGACGGCCCCAUCGCCCAGAAGUUCGGCAACACGGUGACCUACUACUACGACAACAUGAGCAGCAACGACCUCUUCUCCGCCGACCACGACCUGCUGAAGGACUACAUCAAGAGGCAGAUUGAGUACUACUUCAGUCUGGACAACCUGGAGCGGGACUUCUUCCUGCGGAGGAAGAUGGACCAGGAGGGCUUCCUGCCCGUCGGACUCGUGGCCAGUUUCCACCGAGUUCAGGCUCUCACCACCGACGUCAACCUCAUCAUGGAGGCCCUGAAGGGCAGCCAGGAGGUGGAAGUGAUCGACAUGAAGAUCCGUCGGAAGGUGGACCCGGAGAAGUGGCCCCUGCCGGGCCUGGCCAUGCUCAACCAAACACACACCGACUUCUCGCAGCUCAUCAACUGCGCCGAGUUCGUGCCGAGGCAGACGGCCGACGAGCCCCGGGGCUCUCCCAGGGCCUCCAGGGCCUCCAAGCCGACCAAGCAGCACAGCAGGAGCGAACUGGACUCCAACCUCAAGACGAUGCCCAAGGGCCUCUCCGCCAGCCUCCCCGACCUGGACUCCGAGUGCUGGAUCGAGGUCAAGAAGAGGCCCAGACCGUCCCCAGCCAGACCCAAGGUCAGCGCGGAGGCCCCCUCGUUGCAGAAGGAAAAGGACGACUCGGCCCGCUCUCCGGGGCCUCAGCCCGGCGCCUCGCCCUCCCCGGCUCCCACCGGGAAUAAGGACGGGGCGGAGCCGGACGAGCCCGAGGAGCUGGACUUCAUGUUCGACGAGGAGAUGCAGCAGAUGGACGGUCGGCGCAACACCUUCACCGACUGGUCGGACGAGGAGACGGACGGCGAGAUCGACGACCACGACGUCAACAAGAUCCUCAUCGUGACGCAGACGCCGCCCUACCUGAGGAAGCAUCCGGGGGGCGACCGCACGGGACACCACACGUCGCGCUCCAAGCUGUCCGGCGAGCUGGUGAAGGUCAUCAACGACGGGCUGUUCUACUACGAGCAGGACCUCCAGGACGACACCUACGAGCCAGAGUACGCCACCAUCAAGCAAGAGGUGGAGAACUUCAAAAAGGUCCACCUGAUCAGCCGCGAAGAGUUUGACUGCCUGACCCCUGAACCCCCAGUCGACCCCAACCAGGAAGUCCCUCCCGGCCCCCCAAAACCCCAGCAGAUCCCCACAGACGCUUUGGCGAACAAGCUCUUCGGCGCCCCCGAUCCCUCCUCGAUAGCUCGCUCGCUCCCGACCACCGUGCCCGACUCGCCCAACUACCGCAGUGCCCGGACGCCGAGGACGCCGCGCACGCCCCACCGCAAGGACCAGACCAUGACGCCGCGCUUCUACCCGGUGGUGAAGGAGAGUUGGCCCGUGGAUGCCAAGACGCCGAGGAAGAGGAAGACCCGGCACAGCGCCAACCCGCCCAUGGAGUGCCACGUCGGCUGGGUGAUGGACUCCAGGGAGCACCGCUCCCGCACGGCCUCCGUCAGCUCAACCGCCAGCCCAUCGGAGGGCACCCCCGCCCUGGGCAACGUCGGCUGCACCCCUCAGUCUCUCCCCAAGUUCCAGCACCCGUCACACGAGCUGCUCAAGGAGAACGGCUUCACGCAACACGUUUACCACAAGUACCGCCGGCGCUGCCUAAACGAGCGAAAGAGGCUGGGAAUCGGCCAAUCGCAGGAGAUGAACACGCUCUUCCGCUUCUGGUCGUUUUUCCUGCGGGAUCACUUCAACAGGAAGAUGUACGAGGAGUUCAGACAGCUGGUGGUCGAGGACGGCAAAGAAGGAUACAGGUACGGACUGGAGUGCCUGUUCAGGUACUACAGCUACGGUCUGGAGAGGAAGUUCAGGCCGGACAUCUUCAAGGACUUCCAGGAGGAGACGACGAAAGACUACGAAGCCGGCCAGCUGUACGGACUGGAGAAGUUCUGGGCGUUCCUUAAAUACUCCAAAGCCAAGACCUUGGAGAUCGACCCCAAGCUGCACGAGUACAUGAGGAAGUUCAAACGUCUGGAAGAUUUCAGAAUCGACCCGCCGAUGGAGGAAGGAGGCCGCAGAAGACACUCGUCCAGCGGGGACGGUCGGCGCCGGCACCCCUCUCUGCCCUCCAGCCGGCCCCAGAGCCAGGCCAGCUCGGGCGUCGCCCAGGGCCCCGCCCCCGUCGCCCAGGGCCCCGCCCCCGCAGCCAAGGAUGAUGCCAAACCCGUCAGCCAGAAAGCCGCCGCCGACCCCGCCCCAGAUGCCAAGACACUGAAGUAACUCCACAAACACGCCGGCCCACAUGGAUCAACUCGACCACAUUUGCAAGUCGCCGGUUCUCUCUGCGCCACAGGAGGGGAGGGGGGAGGGGUGGGGGGGGGCAGUUCGUCACUCAAGCAUGAGUUAUUUUUAUUUGUAUUUUUUUUUUUUUUUUUUGUCUCGAUGAGGCAAGAAGAAUGGAUGAGGGUUGUCAAACUCUUUUAAUUUUUUUUUGAAUUUUUUUGAUUAUCGGCUUGAGAAAUAAUUGCUUGUCCAUUCGGUGGAUGGGUUUUGUGGUGAUUAAUUACCCUGGAAAUUCUUUGUUUUUUUUCUUCUUCUUCUGCUUGUUGAGACAUUUUGCUGCCCACCUCACCCCCCCCCCCCCCUCUCCCCCAGAGCUCAGAUUAAUGAUUAUUAUUUUCUUCUGCGCGUGGACUCUGGAAAAUAAUUUGAACAACAUUGAGCAUCUGGAGGAAGAAGAAGAAGAAGAAAAAAAGAAGCCGCUCUCGACAUCCAACCGGACCAAUAAGCGGUUUGAACCGAGCGACCUGACGUUUCCAUCCCUCCCCUCCCUCCCCUCCUCCGGUGCUUUAAAAUAUUUGAUUUUACUUUAUGGCUGAAUAUUGAAGGGGGUGAAUUGAUAAAAAGAAUCAAAUGAUAUAAAAAAAGAACAAGAGACAGGACUUCCCUCAGCAUGGACACGAUCAUUGAAAGUUGCCUUAUUUUAAUGGUUUACCGCUUCUCUCUCUAGCCGCCUCCUUACCGUCGACUGUACAGCUGUGGAAUCAUCCACAUGCCCCCCCCACCCCCCCGCUCACCCUUUUUCCAGCGGGGAGGCCACUAGGCGGGCGCUGCCGAAAACAGUUUCACCUCCCUCUUCCUCGUCCUCCUCUUCGUCGCUCACUCCACUCCGUCACUUUUUUCCUGAACUUGUCUUCCUGAAAGUGUCAUUCGGUCUGUUACAAAUCCUGUAAUUCUUCCCUGUGUUGUUUUUUUUUUUUAAAUUUUAUUUUAUUUUUGCAAAGUCGUGGGCUUUUAUUUUGGUGCUGAAACAAAAACCCGGUGGAGGUUUACCCCCCCACACCUCCAUCACCUCCCCCUCUCCCAACCCAAAACAGAAACAUUAGGGGGCGGAGAGACCUGGGAGGAUGGGGGAGGGGGUGGGGUGGUUUCUUCCCCUGUCGGACGAGCUGCAUCCAUCCGUUCAUCCAUCUGGCCUGAAGUCAUCCAUCUGGAUUACUUGAAGAAGCUCUCUCACAUGGGGGGUGGGAGGGGAGGGGGGGCUCAGACACCCGGCUUCAGUGUUUAAACCGAAGCUAUCGGUCGGAUGCACACAUCAGUUACAGGCAUGAACACUUGACGGGUGUUGUCGCACGCAGGUACAGAUGUAACACACACACACACACACACACACACACACACAGCUUGAUGUCUGGCUGUGAAACAAAAACAUUAGCGGCACGUUUCUUUCUUCCUCCGCUCGUGUAAAAUGUGAAUUUGACAGAUGAAGAGAGGCGAUUGCAGCAUCCCUGCUACUUGUUUUAUUGUUUAUAGAACAGAUUAUAUAUUUGCCUUAAAACGUGAACGUACUCUAAAACGUUUCUUUUUUUUUGCCUCUUUUAAUGUUCUCAUGAUUUAUCUUUUUUAAUUUCUCAAUUUGCAGUGUUUCUAGCGUUGUUGUUGUUGUCGUUAUGAUGGAAGGUUGGCUUUGGGUCGGGCUGUUUUUUAUUUUAAUUUUUUUUUCAGAAAUGGGAACAUAACUCAAAAGGGAAAAUUGCCAGCGGGUGUAAAAACUAAAUUUGUGAGCUUCAGAGGGUUUCAGGUUGCAAUCAAAUUAUUCUUUGACAAAUUUUAAUUAUUCAAUCUUCAGCCUCCUGUUUUUCAACAUUAUAAACUCAGUUUUUUAUUUUUUUUUAUUUAGAAUUUAAAUGACCCACUUUGUUGUUUCCUUCAGCUCCCAAUUGAUAAAUCGUUGAUUGUCAAAACAACUGUCAACAUUUUAAAAUGCAUUUAAAGGAACUAAAGAGCUUGAAGGAGGAAAAAAAACGCGACGAUGUUAAUGCAAAGCUGUACUUGUGUUUUUAUUUUAUUUUUAAUGUUGCGUUUAUCUUCAGGGAGAUUUGGAUCCGUUUCAGACGCUCACAGUUGACGCAUCGGAGUGUUUACUGGAGGUUCUCGAUGAAAGAGCGACUCGAGAAUAUCCAGAAAAGAGGAAACUCGCCCCCCCCCCCCCCCC